GUCAGUUCUAGCGGAACCGGUAACUACCGGUGCUCCCAACGCCGUCCGCUUCGUUGGAGAUUCGUGCUGCCACGUCAGCAGGCGACUUACAUUCAAUUAGUAAUUUUUGUAUUUAAGAUGUCUGCAUGUGGUAUUGUACAAGCAGGAAGAAGUAGGCCCACCCUGCUGAAAUCCCGCGCAUCCUUUAUUCCGUUGCCGGCUCCCUUUCCAUUCCCCUGUAUUACUACUCCAUUAUCUCAGUCUACUUCAUCUUCUUCCUCUGCUUGUUUCUCCAGUUCAUUCCUCCCCCGCUCCCCUCCCCUCCCGACGGAGUCAUCUACGCGCUUGACCUGGGGCUGGAAGGAGAGUAAGGACUCAGUCGCUUCAUGGAUCUCGACGAUGACGAUUUUGAGAUGCCAUCAAGUACAUCCCCUCAUUUUGGAGCCAUAAACACAUCAAAGAAGAGACAUGACGACCACUUGGUUAAUCAUACUGGAACAGAUAAGAGGCCAGUGAAGAAAAGGAAAACCCCGAACAAGAAUGCCCAGAACAAGGAUGCUAAGUUUAAGCAGAAUGUCGGAUUCAAAUGUUCCCCUCAUCUUCUGUUCGAUCUCGUAAAGAGCCUAGACUCAGAUCAGAGGAAAUGGGUUGAUGAACUCGGAUUCGGUAUUGUAUUAUCCAUGCCCAACUGCAGGCUUCCUAAAGAUCUGACUGUAUGGUUAGUUAACCAUUUCAGUUGGAAGAAGCAAGCUCUCACUGUUCGUGGCCAAGCCGUCCCAAUAAAACCGCUGUUGAACAAGCUGUUAGGUAUACCUGAUGGACCAUUUCCUGUACCUCUCCCCCGUAGCAAGCGUGGCAAAUCUAAGUGCAUUUACCCCACUGAUGAGGAGAAAGAGAUGAAGGAAGAGAAAGGUGCAAGGGGUUUGAGUUAUAAGUCUUCAUAUGAAUCACUAAUAGCUAACCGUGACCCAGUACAAUUCAAAAGAUCCUUCAUGUUGUACGUGCUCUGUAUUUAUUUUGCUCCCUCUAGUGGGCACUUUAUAAACAUGGGGUACUCACCCAUCGUGAGCAACGUUGACAUCAUAAAGGAUAUGAACUGGUGCGACCAUGUAGCUGAUGUUCUCAUAGAAGGAAUUCAUGACUAUCGAGACUCCAAGGCAGUUAAUGUGAAUGUCCACGGAUGCGUACAUGUUCUGCUGCUCAUUUAUAUCGAUAUGGUGAAGUCUCCAAUUUUGGAAGUUCCCAGAGGAAAUCCCCGUGUAAUACACGUCACGACAGAGUUGCUAGACUUGUUAGAUUUGUCAGAUUUGAAGUUCAGCUCAUUUGACGGUCCAGAGUAUGGCAAGCUCGAGCUCGCUGAUUCGCCAUAUGGAGAAGACUUUGUAUCGUCUGCCACAGCAAAUGGACGUCCCACCAAGUCCAUACCUGGCUGCACAAGCACUCCCCCAACUCAUGUGGAUGUUCACAAGGUCUUUUAUGAUGAAAUGCAGCAAAUUGAGGCGCAAUAUUCUUUAUCAAUAGUCAAGAUGCAUGCUGAAAUGUACGAGACCUACAAGGAUAACAUGAAGCAGUUAGAUACUGAAAGGACGUGUGCAAUCUAUGCUCUCCAUAAAAAAGUUUCGUCCUUAGAUGUAGAUGCUGCAGCAACUCCACACCCUGCUAAUUCACUGAGAACAACUCUCACUGUCGCUCCUGAACCUCUUGUAAGAAAUAGUAUAGCUGACCCUUCUUCACAUGGAGCAAGUAAGGAGGACAGUACUACCAUCACAGCAGAAGCACCAAUAAGCAGCACACCUUCAGGAGAUACAUGUUUCCUGAAGAAAGCAUCACAUCCACCUGUUGAGCUUUCACAAAUUCCUCAGCCGGCGAAUAACAUUAGCUAUGAAAGGUCAGAACAUCCAUAUGUCCAUAAUUCCAUUCCUUUGCAGAAGUUAUCUGUUGAAGCAACCCUGGUCUGCACUCGCUCACCUGAUGCUUCAGAAAGAUCUGAGGAUCUUCAGAAAAAUUGUCGCCAAUUAUCUACCAUUCUAGUGAACUCUACCCGAGCAGCUACUAUCUUAAAUUUAGGUUCAUCAGCAAGGAAUCGCCGGUUGUUCCCGGAAGUUGAAGCAGUAUGUCCACAAGUAAGUCCCAUUCACAAUAUUGUAGAGGAUGAUCCCUUGGGUUUUGAUAUUAUGAAGGAGGUGUCAGAAAUUGGGAAGCAGGUUAGCCAACAGGCUCUUAAAGACACUGAUGCAAUUAUGUCUUCACCUUUGAAAGCUUGCCAUAUUGGGCACACAGUAAUAGCUGACAGUACUGCAGCGGCAGAAAUAGUUCAUCCUUCUGUGCUUACGGAACCAAUACAUGAAGGCCAGAUUCCUCCCCCUUUAUUUGGAAAUCAUGUCACAGCACCCCGAGGUAGCACAGAAGCUAGCAAGCCAAUCAGUCCGGUUGAAGUUAGUGAUGAAUAUCCCGUGGACACAAGAUCUGUAGAUGCAAGUUUACGAGGCCCAGUAAUGAAUGCUGACAUUACUUGUACUCCCCAAUUACCGGUAGUAAAUGACUGCUCUGGUAUACCUGACUUCCAGUUGGUACAAUCUUGCCGCGAAGACAGUGGCAUACAAAUAAAUGAAGGUACCACAUUUGGAACUGUUGAUGCAAUUUCUAUUACCUCUAAAAGUGCACGUAUAUCGUCGCAAGAUCUUCCAGUUCAAGAACCUGAACCAAAUCCAGCUGUACAUUUUGUGCAAUCCAGCAACCCAAUUUGUCCGCACACAAUUUCUUCUGGAAAUUUAUGCAAUGAAGACACAGCAAUUCAUUCUGUUCAUAAUCCAUCUGAUCAAUUGAGUGUGCUUCACAAUCUCCAGCAUGGACCCUGUGGACUGCAGCAAGUACUGGACGUUGUUGAUUCGCCGAGUACUUCUGAUUCAAAUUUCAUUGCUCUACACAAGGCCUCAACCAAUGCAGUAGUUGAGGACCCCAAGCAUAUGCCUUCGCGAGAACUAGCUCCCGAAAAGCUGCACAACAAUGAAUCAGUUUCGAUAGAAGAGUUAGCACUUAAUCCGGACAGCCUUGCACUGGGUACUGUCCAUACUAUUGGUUCCCCAAUUUCAGAUGGUGAGUUCUUUGAGGGCGCAGGUAGUGUCAAUACAGCUGUUCGAGCCAGGGGCAAGAGAUUUGGUAAGACCGAGCAUAUGAUAGAUGCCAUUGCCGAGCUGAAGAAAACAUCCUGUAAGGCAAAUGCAUGUGCGAGUCAAACAUAUGCAGACCAUGUUGAGAAAUCCAUUUUCUGGGCCACAGAAAGAAAAGAUAUUUCAGAUCCUGCUAGAAAUUGUUGUGGGAAAACCAAGAUCCUUAUACGGGGUGUACAUGUCUCCGAGGAGGAGUUCGUCCAAACUCUGAAGCCUACUGGGCAUGUUGAUCCAAAUUUCAUGUGCCUAUGUUGUGAGGCCCUAAUGCUGGACUGGCAUUCAAAAUCAAGGAUAAUUCUCAACCAGGGCAUCAUUAAGGAACUUAUGAAACCUCACGACCGCUGCGAUCACGACAAUAUUGCUUCCAAACUCAAACUUCUACCGCUUGACCAGAUCGACCAGAUUUACUUGCCAGUACCAAACAACAAGCAUUGGAUUCUAGUAUUAAUCACAAUCUCUCGUACAAUGGUUGAGAUUUAUGAUUCAUUACGCACAUACAAACGAGGCGAUGAUCCAUAUGAUGACUUAUGGAAAACAAUUGGUUACAACCUUCAGAUAGCUUUCUCUCAAGCUUCAUCGCACCCAGUUCCGAUACACGACAAAUUUGGGAAGCACUACAACCAAAUCCAGGAGCAGUCAAACAUGCACGACAGUGGUCUUGAAGUUAUAAGGAUGCUGGUUUGCCAUAACGGCAAAGACCUCAUUGGUUAUGGAAAGAAAAACAUGCUUGCAUACAGGAAAGAGUUGUCUCACACACUGGUGUACCACCGUUAUAAUGAUCUAAACCCCAGGAGGCAUGUACCAUCUGGAAAAGAAGUUUUGUGAACCAUGUUUGUUGCCGAAAGUCGAAGAAGUGAACUAGUAAUCUCGUCAAUAUUGAAGGACUGACCAAGUAUUUUCAAGUGGGCAGAACCGAUUUAACUUAUGGAGGUAUUGUCCCAAAAUAGCUGAACACACUGGUCCCCUAUAUGUAUCCCACUUGAUAAUGGUUCUUAUCAUUUAGUAAGGUAUGUGUUAUUAUAGUUGUUUCAGAAUAGGCAUACAUUGCUUUGAAUCAUCUAAUCACAUUGGUUCACGAUCUUUAUAACUUGUUACUUCAUUUUGAAUCAGUUGUUUACUUUUAUUAUUGUCUACCCUUUUACCAAAUUGUUUUGACUCAACUUUUUUCCUUGUUACAUACUUUUUUUGCUGGAGCUAAAUUAUAAACAUUUUCCCCAAAAUCCAUUGUUCGAAGUGAAUCCGAAUCCACAGGAAAACGGGACUUGCGAUUUUUUCCUGUGGGAACAACACUAUGCAUACUUCAUUACCGGAGUUGGGAUCAAUAUGUUGAUUGAAGCUGCUGGUGGCGGUAGCAAUUUCAUGUUUGGAAUUGCAGGUUUCAUGAGAGAUAUUAAGGCGGUGGUGAUGAACACGUUCAUCCUUUGCAUAAUCAUAUUGUCAGUUAUGGCAAUCCAGUUUUCACAUUACUUACUAUGAAAUAUCAUUUCACCAGCUUGAUGUUUCCCAAUACAAUAUGUACUGAACACACUAUAUAUUAUUAGAUAUAUGUGCUACAGAGCUGCACAACUUAAGUUAUCUGAAAGUUAAGUGUAGGGUGAAUCACUUAUUUUAUUUCAUGUACUGCUUUGGAUCGAAUAUAUUUCCCCUUGCCAAUU
Messenger RNA from Lolium perenne, 4804 nucleotides. NCBI's taxonomy places the organism in Eukaryota, Viridiplantae, Streptophyta, Magnoliopsida, Poales, Poaceae. The record is from RefSeq and is a predicted model, not a curated record.